Messenger RNA from Chaetomium strumarium, 1755 nucleotides. Its product is annotated as WD40-repeat-containing domain protein. The record is from RefSeq and is a predicted model, not a curated record. Gene Ontology annotation, biological process: ribosome biogenesis. NCBI's taxonomy places the organism in Eukaryota, Fungi, Ascomycota, Sordariomycetes, Sordariales, Chaetomiaceae. Gene Ontology annotation, molecular function: protein binding. The transcript has a single exon. Gene Ontology annotation, cellular component: nucleolus. Bases 84 to 1583 code for a protein of 499 amino acids.
CCCGAGUUUCCAUUGCGACCGAGUCUGAUGGUCGCGUUGCAAGCCUUCGAUAGCACCGAUCAAGCACGUACAAAGGUAGCAGAAUGGCCAAGCGUACGGCGGAAGAGGAAGUUGCUGCGGGGCCGCUCAAGGCCGGCGAGCGCCCCGACGCCAUGGACGUCGACGACAAGAACAACGACAUGGGAGAGUUCGAGGACGAAUUCGAGGAUGAAUUCGAGAGUGAGGACGAGAUUAUCGAGGCUGGCGUCGACGGAAGGCCAGAUGCAGAACGGGAAGCCGAAGAGGCAAUGGACGUCGACGCCGCCGCACCCGGCACCUUCAUCGUCGGCAGGACGAAGCUCGAACCAGGCCAAACCCUGUCCCCCGACCCGACAACAUACCGGAUGCUGCACAAUCUGAGCACCCCAUGGCCAUGUCUCUCCUUCGAUAUUAUCCGCGACGGCCUAGGCGACAACCGCAGCGUCUACCCUGCGACCAUGUACACGGUUGCUGGCACGCAAGCAGACAGCGCAAAGGCCAACGACAACUCCAUCAUGGUCAUGAAGUUCAGCGGCCUCAGCAAGAUGCAGGGCGGUGACGGCGAGGAAUCGAGUGACGAUGAGGACGACGACGAAGAUGCCGACCCCAUCCUAGAACACAAGAGCAUUCCGCUCAACACCACCACCAACCGGAUACGAGCGCACCAGACGCCCUCCCAAGACCCCUCCAAACCCCCCGUCACUCUCACCGCGACCAUGACGGAGUCCACAAACGUCUUCAUCCACGACAUCACCCCUCACCUGGCCUCUUUCGAUACCCCGGGUACCGUCAUCACACCGCAACAAAACAAGCCCCUGUGCACCAUCCGCGCGCACAAGUCCGAGGGCUACGCGGUCGACUGGUCGCCGCUGCACCCAGCCGGCAAGCUACUGACGGGCGACAACGACGGUCUGAUCUACGUCACAACACGGACCGACGGCGGCGGCUUCGUGACCGACACGCGCGCCUUCCAGGGCCACACGUCCAGCGUGGAAGAGAUUCAGUGGAGCCCGUCGGAGGCGUCCGUGUUCGCCUCGGCCUCCAGCGACGGCACCAUCCGGGUGUGGGACGUGCGGAGCAAGGCGCGCAAGCCGGCGCUCACGAUGCAGGUGAGCGAUGUGGACGUCAAUGUCAUGUCGUGGUCGCGGCAGACGACGCACCUGCUGGCGUCGGGCGACGACGCGGGCGUGUGGGCGGUCUGGGAUCUGCGGCAGUGGAAGCCCAGCGCAGGAGUGAAUGCGGCGGCGGCUGCGGCGCAGAGGCCGAGCCCCAUUGCGAGCUUCAACUUCCACAAGGAACAGAUCACCAGCGUGGAGUGGCACCCGACGGACGACAGUAUCGUGGCGGUGUCGGCGGGCGAUAACACGGUGACGCUGUGGGACUUGGCGGUUGAGCUGGAUGACGAGGAGAGCAAGGAUACGGCGGGCGUGCAGGAUGUGCCGCCGCAGCUGUUGUUUGUGCAUUACCAGAACCUGGCCAAGGAGCUGCAUUGGCAUCCGCAAAUACCGGGCACAUUGGUCGCUACGGGCGAGGAGUUUAGUGUGUUCCGGACGAUCAGCGUGUAGCAGCUGUCGAAUGAGGUAAAAGAUAGAGGUUGGAUACAAAUGUCCACCAAGAUAUUGCCCAUCACCGCCUGGGCGCCUUCCAACAGCUGAGAUUUGUGCCUCCGAACACUGAUAUACAGGUCUUCAAGAGACCGACCUAGUAAGUACCCUGAUCGGGGUGCAUCAACUGCCG